AAAAUAUAUCAACUAGGAGGAAAUGCUGACACCAUAAGCCUGAAUCUCACCGAUGGUUUUAGACAUUUAAACUAAUGGACUUGACAGCCCUUUGGAAUCCAUCCUGUUUGACUCUGUGCAAGCUUUCUGUUUAUACAUCAGAGAGGAAAAGCAAGAAAGAAGAGGAUUAAUGACACUAAUAUCACUCAUCAGAGGCCAAGGAGUAAAUGUUGGGAGAAGAUGCCAUCAAGCAGUCAGAGCUAUGACUGUCCAAGGUUGAUAAUCACGAGAGUGCUCAUUGCUACAGAUGUCAUUUGACUCUUCAGAGAAAAUCUAUCUAAAAGGAAAUAUCCACAUGACCAGAUUUACUUUUUUAUUGAAUGGCUUGAUGGAUUUCCUUUAUUCUGAUUCAUACCAAAGCUGUCUGCAACCAAAGCAAGAAAGGAUCCUGCAUGAGUCAGUCCCAGAAUGCCACUUUUACGUCACCAACAGGUGAAGAAAACCUCAUGAACGGCAAUCACAAAGACUCGGAGAGCAUCACUGAUGUCUGCUCCAAUGAGGAUCUCCCUGAAGUUGAGCUGGUUAGUCUACUAGAAGAACAGCUUCCACAAUAUAAGCUAAGAGUGGACUCUCUGUUUCUAUACGAAAAUCAAGACUGGACUCAGUCCCCACACCAACAGCAGCAUGGAUCUGAUACUCUCUCUCCGGUCCUUGCUGAAGAGACUUUCCGUUAUAUGAUUCUAGGCACAGACAGGGUGGAGCAGAUGACCAAAACUUACAAUGACAUCGACAUGGUUACACACCUCCUGGCAGAGAGGGAUCGUGAUCUGGAGCUAGCAGCUCGAAUUGGACAAGCUCUCUUAAAACGGAACCAUGUCUUAUCUGAACAGAAUGAAGCUCUGGAGGAGCAAUUGGUACAAGCCUUUGACCAAGUUAAUCAGCUACAGCAUGAGCUAUCCAAGAAAGAUGAGUUGCUCCGAAUCGUCUCCAUUGCUUCUGAAGAGAGUGAAACUGACUCCAGCUGUUCUACACCUCUUCGCUUCAAUGAGUCCUUUAGCUUAUCUCAAGGUUUGCUGCAGUUGGACAUGCUGCAAGAAAAGCUCAAGGAACUGGAAGAAGAGAAUAUGGCUCUUCGAUCCAAGGCUUGUCACAUAAAGACAGAAACUGUUACCUAUGAAGAGAAGGAGCAACAACUCGUCAGUGAUUGUGUUAAAGAACUUCGUGAAACAAAUGCUCAGAUGUCCAGAAUGACUGAAGAAUUGUCAGGAAAGAGCGAUGAGUUGAUUCGGUACCAAGAGGAGAUAUCCUCUCUCUUGUCUCAGAUUGUAGAUCUUCAGCAUAAACUUAAAGAACAUGUGAUUGAGAAGGAAGAACUAAGACUUCACCUACAAGCUUCCAAAGAUGCCCAGCGACAACUGACAAUGGAGCUGCAUGAAUUACAAGACAGGAAUAUAGAGUGUCUGGGGAUGUUACAUGAAUCCCAAGAAGAAAUAAAGGAACUUCGUAGUAGAUGUGGCCCCGCUGCUCAUCUCUACCUCUCCCAGUCCUACGGAGCUUUUACUGGGGAAUCUUUGGCAGCUGAGAUUGAGGGGACCAUGCGUAAAAAGUUGAGUUUGGAUGAGGAAUCUUCUCUUUUUAAACAAAAAGCCCAGCAGAAACGGGUAUUUGAUACUGUCAAGGUUGCCAAUGAUACACGGGGUCGCUCUGUCCCAUUUCCAGCUCUGCUACCUAUCCCAGGCUCUAACCGUUCAAGUGUCAUCAUGACAGCAAAACCUUUUGAGUCAGGAUUACAGCAAACAAAGGACAGAAUCCUGAACCAGGGGAGCAGCUCAGAGGAGGUUCAAGGGAACCUUCGGAAGGUUGGACAACCAGGGUCCUCAGGAGAGAGUGACGUGGCAACAGCACUGCAUCGCCUAAGUCUGCGUCGACAGAACUAUUUGAGUGAGAAGCAAUUCUUUGCUGAAGAAUGGGAGCGCAGGAUCCAGGUUCUGGCUGACCAGAAAGAAGGGAUUAGUGGUUGUGGCACCCCCAUAGAGAGCGUAGCUUCUCUGUGCACUGACCAGUCAGAGACCACAGACCUCAGCAGUGCCAGCUGCCUUCGAGGUUUUAUGCCAGAAAAAUUACAAAUCGUCAAGCCUCUUGAAGGAUCACAAACUCUUUAUCACUGGCAGCAGCUUGCUCAACCAAACUUGGGCACCAUUCUUGAUCCACGACCAGGGGUCAUUACUAAAGGCUUUACGCAGUUGCCCAAGGAUGCUAUCUAUCACAUCUCAGAUUUAGAAGAGGAUGAAGAGGAAGGAAUCAGUUUUCAAGUUCAGCAGCCUCUUCAAGUUGAGCAGGAUCCUUCCGUAUCCAAGCCGGUAACAGGGCUCUUCCUACCACCCAUUACUUCAGCAAGUGGACUAGUUACAGUUGCAACCUCGAAUCCAGGGAAGUGUCUGUCAUUCACAAACUCGACUUUCACCUUCACCACCUGCAGGAUAUUACAUCCCUCUGACAUCACUCAGGUUACCCCUAGCUCUGGGUUUCCUUCAUUUUCCUGUGGAAGUAGCGGUAGCAGUUCAUCAAACACAGCUGUCAAUUCUCCUGCCAUGUCCUAUAGACUCAGCAUUGGUGAAUCUAUCACCAACCGACGAGAUUCUACUAUAACCUUCAGUAGCACCAUGAGCUUGGCCAAACUUCUACAAGAGCGAGGCAUCUCUGCCAAAGUGUACCAUAGUCCAAUAUCAGAGAACCCUGUCCUCCCACCCCUCCCUAAAGCCCUGGCUAUCCCUUCCACACCACCAAAUUCACCAUCUCACUCACCUUGCCCUUCUCCUUUGCCCUUUGAGUCUCGAGUGCAUCUCUCUGAAAAUUUUUUGGCCUCCCGACCAGCUGAAACAUUCCUCCAGGAGAUGUAUGGCUUGAGACCUUCCCGGAAUAUUCCUGAUGUUGGCCAAUUGAAGAUGAACUUAGUGGACAGGCUGAAGAGACUGGGGAUAGCCAGAGUGGUUAAGACCUCUGAUACCAAGGAGAAUGGAAGAAGCCAAGAUGCAGAAACUGCUCUUCAAAAAUUAGACUCUGCUGUUUAUUUAAAUUCAGGUAGCAGUUUACUGGGGGGACUGAGGAGGAAUCAGAGUCUUCCAGUCAUGUUGGGUAGCUUUGGUGCCCCAGUUUGCACAUCCUCACCCAAAAUGAGUAUCCUGAAGGAAGACUGAGGCUCAGCCAUUAACUGACCUUUCCAAAGUGGCACUUGAAGGUUGAAUAUGCACUGAUGUACGUGGUCUGGCCUGACUUGAGAGAAAAGGAAUGUUGCAGAAGGGUUGUGAAUGUGGAAUGGGGGAAGUGAAGAAGAAAGGAGAUGAAAUUGGGAUGGAUCCCUGUGGAUGGAGUCUGGUAAACUGAAAGUAUAAAUGAAUGGGCCAUGAGUAUGUGGAGACAGAGAAAGAAGGAAGGUUUAAUAAACUCCUUCAGUUGAGUUUUCUUGUCUUGAAAAUAAAAAGUUAAUAGAAAAUAAAUUCAGCCAUACUGAAACAUACCAGAAACACUGAGCUUGCUGCCAUAUUUACUUCUAAUAAGCCCACCCAAGCAGGGAGAACCCCGGUUAGAAAACGUAAAGGAGCAGCUUUGACUAUUUUAUUCAAAGCUGUUCUGAAGGGCUGGCAAGGUAAGCUCAGUCUGUUAUGAGAGGAUGGCUUGUAUGUUUCCCCGUUAGUGUCUGGGUGAGUGCUCAGAGCACUAGCAAAACAAGGACUUUCGUCUUUUUCAUUAUAUCAGAGGUCGAGACUCCCUUUUUCCUCUCUAUCUUAAGGACUUUGGCCACUGAGAACUCAAACACCACCCAGUUUCCUUUGUAUUUAUGAUAAAUAGAAGUUCAUUUUCUAAAUUUGUAUUUUUAUAUAAAAAUACUCCAGAAGCAACGUGAGUAGGGGGGUGGGAGGGAUUUACUUUUAAGAAGGACAAUGUGGGCAAAUUGGAGCGAAGGAAACUUUUUUUUUAGAAUAUUUCUUGUGGAUAAAUGCAGUGACUGAGGAAUACAAACAUAAGUGCAUGUCUUUCAAAUUUCCUUGGAGGCUGAAAGGGAUUAAACCAGAAGUGCAAUCAAUAGGAAUUAGGGAAUGUUGUAUAUUUAUAAAUGUAUAAAUUUUUGUAAAGAAAGUUGGUUGCAACUAACUUUCUUCAAAGUGCGCUAUGCAUAUUUUUAAUGAAAGAUGACAUGUAUUUGCACAAAAAUUCUCAGGCACAUUAAAUUAUUAUAAACUGAAGUAAAACCCAGGUGCUUGCUUUGAGAUUGUGUUUGAUUUUUUUCCCUAAUGUAAAAUAAAAUUUCAACAAAUUUGCCUCAUUCUUGAUAUCUGUAGAAUUAGAGAAUGAACUUUUUUAUUUAAAAUUUUUUUUUAAAGAAAGGGUCUCACCAUGUUGUGAUCCUCCUGCCUCUGCCUCCUGAAGAGCUGGGACCACAAUUUUGUGCCACCACACUCAGCUCUUUCAGAUGGGGUUUCACUAUGGUGCCCAUGCAGUCCUCAGGCUUGAGAUCCUCCUGCCUCAGGCUCCUGAGUAGCUGGAACGGAGGGCACCCGCUACCACACCCAGCUUUUAGGAUGGGUUGGGAAUUGAACCCAGGCCUCCCAUGUGGCCUCAGCCUGCCAGGUAGCAGCAUCAGUCAACAUGCACAACAUAGCUGGGCCAGAAUGCACUUUUUAAUGGGAGAGUCAAAGCUUUUUCUUGUUCCCUGGGUUCUAUUUUUCUUUUCUCAAACUGAAAUGGCAAAGUGAGACUCUGUAAUUAAGUUUCAGCUUUCAGGAGUCUGAUGCCAGGCUGUUUUGGGGGGAAAAAUAGGAUUAUUUUCUGAGUUACUGAUCAAGACCUGCCCAUCACCAGAUGACAUGGCUUGUGAGACAUGAUGGAAAGAAGAGGAGGCAGGGGACGAAUUGCCUUGUUUAUGAAAAUGGGUGGGAGGCACAUUACUUGAUCUUUUUGGUGCCUGAUUUGCCAAUGUUUUGUUCCUUUGUCCUGACUUAACUAAAAGGCAAUUUUAAAAGCAUUCUUAAUUCUUGUAAUAACACUUUUCUAAAUACAUAUCUCAAAAAUAGAGGGUAAAGAUGUCCCCUCCCUUCCCUUUGCUGAUCCUGCUGAGGUUAGCAGAGUGUUUCCACGCAUGUUCUGAAAGGAGUACAGCAGGCCCAUAAGUGAAGGUAAGCCUUCCCAAAUGGGUCGGACAUUAGAUAUUAGCAUUUCUGAUGUUUAAAUCUCCUAAAUAUUCUAAUUCAUGUUUUUGAAAAUAGCAUUUGAAUUUCUGCUUCAUUCAACAACUCUGGGUGCUUAUUUUAGGCAACUCUUAAAUCCUUUUACUAGUUCUCUAAGAAAAUAAUCUAUUGCAUAGACAGUUACAGUUUCCAAGAAACAUCAGGAAGUAGGAAAAGGUAGGGCCAGAGAGUAGUACCAAGUUGAAUGAUCAGAUAGGCAUAUAUUAUAUAGAAAGCCAAAAAUUAAGCUGGAUUUUGUAUUGUUCUGUAUUGAGUAUAACUCAUAUGCGUUUUAAUAAUCAAUGCCUAUGAUAUUUUGGAGGCAAGGUGAGAGUGCAUUAGCAGCCAAAUAAGCACAUCUGAUUAAAGAGAAUCAAACUUGGGUUUUUGAAAUUUAGAUUGAUGUUGCAAUUCCACCUGAAACAUAAUUGUAUACUGGUGCAUGCUUGGCUCUAGAAAUGAAUUCUGUCUUCAAACUGGGUUUUGCUCUUUAAAAUCAUAUUGGGAACAGCCCGAGAAUCUCCAUUGUCACAGAAUUGUCUGCAAAGUAUAUAGUACAAAGAACUGGAGCCUUAUAGGAAGUUCCUCCUCAGUUUAUCUGUUAUACUUUGGUACUGUUCACAUUUUCGUUUUUUUUUCUAUGAUAUCAACUGUGUAUGUAUUUCAUGCCAGUGUAGGAAACUCCAGUCUUUUUUUUCCUCCUUCAAGAGAGUUUUCAGUGAUUGUACCUCAGGUAUUUUCUGAGUAUCCUAUUAUCUAGUAGGAGAGAGAGCUUUCUGAGCUCAGAAUUCAGAAUUAGAAGUUCUCCUGAAUUAUGAGAAUCCCAAAUAUAUGUAAAUAGUUUUGCACAUGAGUCUUUAGGGAAAAGUUAAUAACCAUUGUUAAAGUAGCUUUUAAAAAAAAUAAUAAUACGCUGUGUGUCUUCAAUUUUGACAUAAAUGAACCAGCAGACUUUGGCACAGGAGAAAAUAUGUUAGAGGCAGCUCACAAGAGUCUACUCUCUAUUAAAGUUAUAUUUUGCACAGUAUUCAAAGCUUAUUUUUUCUGACUAAUCUAGUACAUAGUUAGUACUUGGCAGUUAUUAACAUCAAGUUUUGACCUCUGGAAUUUGGGCUUUUAGCGUGAAGUCCACCUCUCUAAUGUCAAAUGCAUGAAGGCCUGAACUGUGCAACACAGCAGCCGGUGUGAGUGCCCUCAGGGACCGCUAAGGAGACUCUGUUGUUUGAUAUCUGGAGCCUGACUUUGUCACACAGCUCGUUGUGCACCUACCUUCGCUUUGUCAGAUGUAAAUCAGAAAAUAAACAUGAGUAGCUUCUUAAAUUUUCA
Molecule: messenger RNA, 6530 nt
Organism: Tupaia belangeri chinensis (Chinese tree shrew)
Lineage: Eukaryota; Metazoa; Chordata; Mammalia; Scandentia; Tupaiidae
Gene: TRAK2
Product: trafficking kinesin protein 2
Exons: 17
Coding region: 432-3176 (914 amino acids)
Biological process (GO): anterograde axonal transport of mitochondrion; neurogenesis; protein targeting
Cellular component (GO): mitochondrion; dendrite; cytoplasmic vesicle
Molecular function (GO): GABA receptor binding; myosin binding
Source: RefSeq, a predicted model, not a curated record